Molecule: messenger RNA, 3711 nt
Organism: Rotaria sp. Silwood1
Lineage: Eukaryota; Metazoa; Rotifera; Eurotatoria; Philodinida; Philodinidae
Source: the annotation of a GenBank genome assembly
AUGAUAUGUGCUCCUAUAGAAUCAAAUCCAAUUAAUGUAACUUAUCGUACAUCAUCAAUGUUCACAGCAAUCAUUACUUACGACUGUCCUUCUAUGGACUUAUCUAGUUUAGAAAUACACAAUAAAACACCAGCGAAUUGUUCUCACACUGAAGGUUUUUCAAACGAUGAUUCAACUAGCAACGUUAAAGUUACAUGUCACAGUAUUGAAAAUAAGGCUGGUCGAAACUUCGAAUUCGUUCUCAGUCAACAUGAACGUAAUCAAUUUAUUAACACGACUACUUUUAUUGUUACACUUGCACCAUUAUUUCUUAACAUUUCGGCAAAUAUCACUAUAACAGUCGAUACAAAUCUAACAUCAGCAUUAAUUUCAGUAUCGGAUUGCGAGGAAAUAGCUGAACCAGACAAACUCAUGUUUGAAUGUGAUAGUUCCAAUGAAUUGAAUGGGUCUCGUUCAACAAACUGCACAUACAUAUGUGUCGGUGUACAACCGGGUUCUUUUUAUCAAGCAUCAUUGAUUCGAUUGAACAUUACACAAAUUGACAACAAUGAAACGUUUCCACAAGAAAUUAAAACUAAAACCUAUCACAUAGAUCUUGAUAAAGUAACAAAUUUGGCUUUACAUAAAUAUUUGACGAGUAAUGGAACAGCAGUGAUUCAUUUCACUCUUCCACGUGGACAUUAUGAUAAACUUAGUUUUGAUUGUAAUGCACAAGAUCAAUGUUGUAACGAAUCUGCUCAGAGUCUUACCAAUAACAUUAUAAACUGUUCCAGCUGCAAUGCCAUUUCGAUACCUGAAGUAGUUCAAGGAGUUGAAUACAUAUGUCAAGCUUCGACUAUGAAAGCAGAUUUCGAAAAUGUUACAUCGGAUAAAUUCCGGUUUAACACAAGUUUAGCACCUGUAUUGUACAAUGGACCGAACACCUCUAAUACAAGUCAUAUUAAUUUCAUUGUUACUCGUCAAAGUGAUUUUAAGAAUAUUAUAACACAAUGUGAAGUAGCUGGUGAUCAGUCAUCUUCUUGUCCUCAUAUUAUGGUUGAACAUGAUGAUUGCUCUACAAUUUUGCAACUGAAUGGAACUCGUGGAUGUGAUUAUGAAUGACCUAAAAUACCAACUGAUAAUGAGGUGACGAAUAAUAUUGCUCCACAAGAAAAUCAUCCGCAAUCAACAAGCACUCAGUUUGUUAUUAAUAUAAACCCAUUAUUAUUUUCUCCUGACAAUGGUAUUAUAGAAAAAUAUUUAAUUUAUGUUCGUCAAGAUCAAAGUAAUACUAUGCCAGAAAUAAUUUUGAAUGGAACAUAUGUUGAAGCUUGGAAUAAUGCAUCAUUCGAUUAUUUGGCUGUCGAAAUUCCAAUCAGUUCUUCAUCAAAGAAUUUAGUAACAAAUGAUAGCAAUAUCAGUGUAUUACUUGGUAAUCAAACAAUAUGUUUAAAUACGUCUGUAAAAUCUACUCCAUGCAAUGGUCCAUUAAAACCGUCGACAACCUAUAAAUUGAUUGUGAGUGGCUGUACAGUUGCUGGUUGUACUUCUGUGCUUUCCAAACAAUUUAUAACACAGAGUAAGUCAUAUUUACGUUUUUGUCUCUUGAUGCCUAUUAAAAUUGAUCAUAUUAAAGAAAUAGCAGCGCCACCAGACAAAUCAGGAUCGUCGAAAGCAUGGGUUGUUAUAUUUCCCCUGUUGGUUCUUGCUAUUGCUGCUGGACUAGCUGUAUGGAAACGCGAACCACUUAAACAAAUGAUUAAGAACAAUAUUAAAAAGGACAAAAAGAGUUUAGAAGAUGUUCGUAAAUCAUCAAUAUCAUUAUCAGCAAUAUAUACGGCUCCUAUGAAGAAACCAAAACCACUUUCUCAAUAUAUUAAUAUGACGAACGAAGAUGAAAAAGCAAUAUUUGCCGAAUAUCAAGAAUUGGAUAGUACCUCUCCACAAUACCGUCUAUCAGAAUAUGAACCUGAACAUGAAGGAUUAGAUCGAUAUUCUAACAUUCUUGCUCGAGGACCUUGGGAACGCACAGCUGUUCGACUAAGUGGUUCUCAUCGUAUUUAUGAUUAUAUCAAUGCAAAUGAAAUAAAAGGAUUCAACAGUAAUAAACAAUAUAUAGCUUGUCAAGGUCCAUUAGAAAAUACUUGUGAAGAUUUUUGGGACAUGAUUAUUCAAUAUGAUGUAAAGAAAAUAGUCAUGUUAACAAGAACAGAAGAACGAAAUCCUCAUAAUCCUUCACAAACAUUAUCAAAAUGUUAUCGUUAUUUUCCUGAUAACAAAGGACAAUUAAUAAAAUUCAAUAGAAUAUCUGUUCAAGUGAUCGAUGUUGAAUUUGAAAGAAAUGUAGAUCUUGAAAUUCGUUAUUUACUUAUUAAAGCUGAUAAUAACGAAUAUCGUGUAUUUCAUUAUUAUUUUACUGGUUGGCCAGAUUUUAGUGUUGUUGAACCACAAAAAUUACUUGAUCUCAUUCAAACUAUUAAUAAACAUGAACAAAAUCAAUUUAUUUCAGCUAGAAAAUCGAAAGACCCUGUAUUAGUACCGAUAGUUGUUCAUUGCAGUGCUGGUGUUGGUCGAACAGGUACUUAUAUAGCAGUAGAUACCAUUAUGCGUUCCAUUGAUCGAGAACAGAACAAUUUAUUAACAAUGCAACUUGAUGUUAUGGGUAUUGUUUAUCAAUUACGACAAGAUAGAGGAAAAAUGGUACAAACGAAGGAUGAUACAAAUUCAACAAAUAAUGUUAUUCAAACAAUUAAAUUUGCUUGUGAAUUAUCACCUGAAUUACGAAAAAUAUCAGAACAAACUUUAUUUCGUACAAUGAUUGAUCUUAAAGAUUUAACAAUGAUAAAAGCUUAUGCAGAAGCUUAUAAUAAAAUUGUAAAUAAUAUUUUAUUACGUAAUAAAAAUAAUUUACAAAUACGAAAUCAUUCUAAACGUCAAAAAAUUUGUUCACAUAUAACUCGUGAAUUUCUUCAUUUUAUUUUAAAAUUAUCUUCUCAAAAAGAUAAUCUAAUACAAAAUGAAUAUUCAUUUGAAUUAAUUGAUGAAUUAUUUAGAAAAUUUUCUUUACGAUCAGAUGAUAUAUUUAUUCAUCUUGGUUGUGCUUAUGGUCAUGUACCAUUACAAAUAGCAGCUAUGUUAUCAUGUAAAAAAUCAAUUGGAAUUGAAAAUAAUUCAGAUUUAUAUCAUUCAGCUAAAUUAUUCGAAAAAGAAUUUUCUUUUUGGAUGAAAUGGUUUGGAAAAACUUAUAGUGAUUUUCAAAUAAUUCAAGGAGAUUUUUUUCAUGAAAAUUUUCGAUCAAUACUUAAAUCUGGAAAUCUAAUUUUUGUUAAUAAUAAAUCAUUUUCAAAUGAUAAAAAUCAAAAUUUAAAAUUACGUUUUUAUGAUUUACAAAGUGAUUGUCGAAUAAUUUCAACACAACCAUUUGGUGAACCAAAUAGUCGUGUAACUGCACGAAAUAUUAAUGAUAUUGAUUCAAUUAUGUCUCUUGUUUCAAUUGAAGAUUUAAAAACAAAUUCACCAUUAAAAUUUUAUUUACAAACUAUUGAUUAUUCACGAAUUGAAAAAUAUUUUGAUGGAAUUCAUCGAAAACGAAAAUCAGAUCUUUGUCAAACUUUAUUCAAUGUUCAAGUUUCAUCAUCUUUACAUCUUCAAACUAUUUCCAAUGAUAUAAAUUCAUCGAAGAAACGAUUCAAAAAGAAACGACAAACAAGAUUUAUUCUUGAUAAUGAAUAA